Molecule: messenger RNA, 963 nt
Organism: Pleurotus ostreatus (oyster mushroom)
Lineage: Eukaryota; Fungi; Basidiomycota; Agaricomycetes; Agaricales; Pleurotaceae
Exons: 4
Coding region: 1-963 (320 amino acids)
Source: RefSeq, a predicted model, not a curated record
AUGACACCCCUUCGUUUCCGCUCCCUCUUCCGCUAUCUCCCAUUCAUAGCCCUCGUAUCCCUCGUCGCCCUUCUCCCGGCAGUUGACGCGGCCCACAACUCCGUCUACCUCAUCCGCAACGCCGAAGAGCCCUCCCUCGGCUUCGCAGGCCUGACCCCCGUUGGCCAGAAACGCGCUGACGAGUGUCUCCCAAAAGUCUUCGGCGCGUCCUCAGCGUAUAACAUUGGCUUGAUCAUCGCCUGUACGCCAGAUGUCAACACCACCGAUUGCCAUACUUCCAUCGCGACAGCGAAUCCGCUCGCUACUGCUCUGAAGUUGACUGUGAACACUCAAUGCUCUACGAUCGAAUCCAAUACAACCUCGCCCACUUGUGUCCCCGAUCUCAUCAACACCUUCAGCAAGAACAGCGAUAAAAGCAUUCUCAUCGUCUGGGAUGUUGAACACAUCGGUGACCUCCUUGACGAGUUCGAUCUAGAGAACGACGAGCCUGACUAUCCCGAAGAAUGGCCUGAUAUCAUUUUCACGCUUCGCAAUAACUACUUCAUCGGCCAGGAAUCCCAGAACUGCCCCGACAUUGACGGUCCUUCUACUGGCGCAGCCGCCAAAGCCUCUACCACCUCUUCAUUCCGUUCAGCCAGCCUCGGCGCUCCCACCCUCGACGAACCCAUAACCACCACCGAAGGUGAUGCUCCAGUCGAAGGAGAGCCCACUGAAAGCGAGGCACCCACCAGCGAAGCCGUCCCCGAACCUGUCACCACUAUCGCCGUCCCAGAGGCUACUCCCACUGAAUCCGCCGUAUCAGAAGAGACUCCCUUGCCCACCGAAUCCACUGACCCCGCUGCCGUCCCCGAGCCAACCGCGGCACCGACCGAGGAAGCCCUCGUCGAGCAGCCUCCCGUGCAGAAGAUGAGGCGCAGGCACAUGAAGAAGCGUCUCUCCUUCGAGGACAGGUUCAUUCAUUGA